This is a messenger RNA of Ciona intestinalis (vase tunicate), 2213 nucleotides long. RefSeq names its product endoplasmic reticulum chaperone BiP-like. Gene Ontology annotation, molecular function: ATP-dependent protein folding chaperone; ATP binding. Lineage: Eukaryota; Metazoa; Chordata; Ascidiacea; Phlebobranchia; Cionidae. The record is from RefSeq and is a predicted model, not a curated record.
ACGAAAAGUUUAAGUGAAAACACAAGAAGCAAGCAGGGGUUUGAAAAUAUGAAGCGGUUUCUUUUAUUAAUGGUGUUAGCUAUUUUAUUUGUUUCAACUUUGGCAAAGACUUCUAAGAAAGAAAGUAAAGACGACGAUGAUGAGAAAGAAAAGGAGAACGAUGCUACAGAUUAUGGGAAUGUUAUCGGGAUAGAUCUUGGCACAACCUAUUCUUGCGUCGGCGUGUUUAAAAAUGGGCGGGUUGAAAUUAUAGCCAACGACCAGGGCAACAGAAUCACCCCAUCGUACGUAGCGUUUACUGAAAACGAUGAAAGACUUAUUGGUGAUGCCGCUAAGAACCAGUUGACCAGCAAUCCAACAAACACAAUCUUCGACGUUAAGAGACUCAUAGGGAGAGAUUGGGACGAUGAAAACGUGAAGAAAGAUAUCCCACAUUACCCGUUUAAAGUUGUUAAUAGAAGCUCACGCCCCUUUGUGCAAGUUAAAGUGAAAGGCCAAGACAAGGCUUUCAGUCCCGAAGAAAUAAGCGCCAUGGUCCUGGGUAAAAUGAAAGAAACGGCUGAAGCUUAUUUGGGCAAGAAAGUCACGCAUGCAGUGGUGACGGUGCCAGCUUAUUUCAACGACGCCCAGAGAAAAGCGACCAAGGAUGCGGGAACCAUUGCUGGUCUUACUGUUAUGAGGAUCAUCAACGAACCAACUGCAGCGGCCAUUGCGUACGGAAUCAACAAGAAAGGAGAAGAAUCUAAUGUCCUUGUGUUCGACCUUGGAGGGGGGACGUUUGACGUCUCGUUGUUAACCAUAGAUAGUGGAGUAUUUGAAGUUGUUUCCACCAACGGAGACACGCAUUUAGGGGGCGAAGAUUUUGAUCAAAGAGUUAUGGAGUAUUUCUUAAAGGUCUACAAGAAAAAGAAAGGCAAGGACGUGCGGAAAGACGUUAGAGCUGUACAAAAGCUACGUCGCGAGGUUGAAAAAGCGAAGCGAACUCUAUCGUCUCAGCAAAGCACUCGGGUGGAAAUCGAAAACUUUCACAAGGGCGACGACUUUUCAGAAACACUGAGUAGAGCGAAGUUUGAAGAACUGAAUAUGGACUUAUUCCGUUCUACAAUGAAACCUGUGAAACGUGUAUUGGAAGAUGCGGAUCUUAGUAUAACAGAGGUCGAUGAAAUAGUGUUGGUUGGAGGUUCAACUCGUAUUCCAAAGAUCCAGCAGCUUGUUAAAGAGUUUUUCAACGGGAAGGAACCGAACCGAGGUAUCAACCCUGAUGAGGCGGUCGCUUAUGGAGCUGCAGUUCAAGGUGGUGUUUUAACCGGGGACGAAAGCACGGGAAACAUCGUUCUACUUGAUGUGUGUCCUUUAACCCUUGGUAUCGAGACUAUGGGCGGGGUGAUGGCAAAGCUGUUACCACGAAACACCGUCAUCCCGGCUAAGAAGUCGUCGGUGUUUACCACUGCGGCUGAUAACCAACCGAUGGUCACGAUCAGUGUGUAUGAAGGAGAGCGAGCAAUGACAAAGGACAAUCACGUACUUGGUAAAUUUGACCUCACGGGAAUCGCACCUGCACCAAGAGGAAUGCCGCAGAUAGAAGUUACGUUUCAGAUUGAUGCAAACGGAAUAUUGCAGGUAUCAGCGGAGGACAAAGCAUCAGGAAACAAGGAGAAGAUCACGAUCAAGAAUGAUGAUAACAGAUUAUCGCAACAACAGAUAGACAAGAUGGUCAAGGACGCUGAAAAGUUUGCGGAAGACGACAAGAAGGUCCAAGAACGAGUUGGAGCCAUCAACGAUUUAGAGUCAUACUUAUACACGAUCAAGAACCAGAUAAGCGAUCAAAAGCUUUCCAAAGGAAUGCCAGAAGCCGUGAAAACCAAAAUUAAUGAAAAGUUGGACGCUGAGAUUAAGUGGCUUGAUAGCCCUGGAAAUAAGGACUUAACUACAGAUGAAUAUAAGCGAAGGAAAGAAGGAGUGGUUGAGUUUCUAAAGACGUACAUGCAACAGGGGGGAGAAAAUAAAGAGAAUAAGAAAGAGAAAAACCAGAAGCAUGAGAAAAAUGAAGAGGAAGAGAAAAACAACGAGGACGAAAAGACAGAGUUGUAAUGAAAAUGGGUUUUGGAUUUAUACUUGAAAUGGUGUUGUUUGAGACAUUUUUAAAAACAAUUGCGCGACUUAGGCAAAUAAUCUUUAAUUCGGUUUCUUGUGCAAUAAAUUUGUUUGUAUAA